AUGUCUGAACCGAUACCAGAAGCAAUCCCAACCUCAGCAGACAAACACUCUCGGCGACCCAUCAAACGUCUAAAAGCCAACUCUACACCAGUCGCGGCUCAAGCUAAUGAGAUCGACAACCUCAUGUGGGACCCUGAACGUCCCGUCGAUAUCCCGCUCCUCUCAUCAGAAACCAAAUCUAAACUCGCGCCUCCACCUGAGAUCGUUACAAAUGUCCAGGGAAGUUCUGCAGGUGCAGGAUCGGGCGAGUUCCAUGUAUACAAGGCGAGUCGAAGGAGGGAGAACGAGAGGCUGAGGGCUAUGGAUGAGGAGGCGGAGAAAGAGGUUGAGGAUGAUAAGUGGGUGAGGGAGCAGGAGGAGAAGAGGCGCAGGGAUGAGGAGAAGACUGCGAAGAAGAGAGCGCAGAGGAGUAGGAGGAAGAAUAAAGGGGAUAAGAAGGACAACGACUAUAGAGUGGAGGAUGGCGAUGUUGAGGCGAGUACGAAGGGCGGUGCUGUCAAGAAGCCGUUGCAGAUACCUAAGCGCGAUGAAUCAAACAAAGACGACACGGCAGCUGGGACGGUCGAGGAGGCGCAGAAUGGAAUUACAAUACACGACGAUGAUUGA
Messenger RNA from Lithohypha guttulata, 606 nucleotides. RefSeq lists its product as uncharacterized. Gene Ontology annotation, cellular component: nucleolus. The transcript has a single exon. Lineage: Eukaryota; Fungi; Ascomycota; Eurotiomycetes; Chaetothyriales; Trichomeriaceae. Gene Ontology annotation, molecular function: protein kinase binding; protein kinase inhibitor activity; double-stranded RNA binding. The record is from RefSeq and is a predicted model, not a curated record. Gene Ontology annotation, biological process: negative regulation of protein kinase activity. The coding region runs from base 1 to 606 and encodes 201 amino acids.